Messenger RNA from Macrobrachium nipponense, 6216 nucleotides. RefSeq names its product survival of motor neuron-related-splicing factor 30-like (gene Spf30). Bases 39 to 770 code for a protein of 243 amino acids. Gene Ontology annotation, cellular component: cytoplasm; nucleus; precatalytic spliceosome. Gene Ontology annotation, biological process: negative regulation of transcription by RNA polymerase II; regulation of alternative mRNA splicing, via spliceosome; mRNA processing. The transcript has 6 exons. NCBI's taxonomy places the organism in Eukaryota, Metazoa, Arthropoda, Malacostraca, Decapoda, Palaemonidae. The record is from RefSeq and is a predicted model, not a curated record. Gene Ontology annotation, molecular function: RNA binding; DNA-binding transcription repressor activity, RNA polymerase II-specific; RNA polymerase II cis-regulatory region sequence-specific DNA binding.
AUUUACUUUCUGGUCGCAGUGCUUAGUAAACAAACGCAAUGGCGGAUGAUCUAGGCAACAGUCUCAAUACUUACGAAGUUCAACUGGAACAGGUUGAGGCGGCCUUGACGUCUGAUCCAACCAAUGCUGAACUAUUGAAAUUAAAAGGAGAUCUUCAGGAAGUCAUCACUCUCACCACUAAUCUUCUUGAAGCACAAGCGAGUGCUGCAGGUAGCAACACUGGUCAUGGUUCACAGAGUAGCAGUGCUGAAGCAUCAGCUGUCAAAGCAUGGAAAGUUGGAGACGAGUGUCUUGCUAUGUGGUCAGAAGACUCUCAGUGGUAUGAUGCAGUCAUAGAUGCCAUAACAGACGACGGCCUUGUUGCAGUAAGCUUUGAGGGAUAUGGUAAUUCAGAUGUAACGAAAUUGUCUAUGUUAAAGGAAAGAGUGCCUGGAGAAAAAAGAGGCCAGCAUCCAGCUUCUUUAGCGUCGGAAUCUGAUAGAAAUAAGAAAAAACAGGUUGAAGCACAACGUCAACAGGCAAGAAAAAGGAAACAGAAAAAACAUGAUAGACAAAAGUUAAUAGAAGAGGCCCAUGAAGCUGAGAAGGCCAAGUGGCUUGCAUUCUCUACGAAAGUUAGGGGGGCUAAGAAACUGAAGGGAGUCACAAAGAAGUCAAUAUUUGCCACCCCAGAUGCAGCCAAUGGAAGAGUCGGUAUAGGAACGUGUGGCAUUGGAGGGAAACCUAUGACUGAGUAUACACAUGCUGAAAAAUGGCGGAAAGGAACUUAAGUUUAAAGCCACAAAGACCAUUGAUAUUUAUAGUUAAAAGAGAGCAUUAAAGAGUGAAAGUGAGCAUUAUACAUUAGGAUGGACUGAUUUCAUUUUGAUACAGUAUUUAUAAUAAUUUCAUGAUAAUAUGAAGAAGUGUUUUAAAGUACUCUAGGUAGGUGCAGAUGCUACUGGCUUAGCAUUGAGAGAUAAUUAGAAAAAACUGUAAGAGGAUUGACAUAGCAUAGCAGAUAUUCAAGGAAAAUUUGUAUUCUUUUGACAAAAGCAUUUUUAGCUGGGUCAUACUUACAUUUUUCUGUACGUAUAUGCCUUUCUGUUAUCUGCCUUCCAUAUUUUUAAUCUUUUUCUUAGAGGUCCUUUUCAUUGAACUUCUGCUCAAUUGGCAAUUCACUUAUAUAACAAGGACUUAAUGCCUUGCAAUAUAAAAACUUUUGUGACAUUAUCAAGGUAAAGAUGUUAAUGUACAGUAAUUUAGUUGCAAUUGUUGAGAAGUUUUUUAUUUCAUUUCUGCAUACUCAUUCCUAUUCUCCAGCAGUUUUCCUGUUCCUCAGUGUUAUAACAUAGUACUACGUAAAUUGUAAUUUUUCAAUAUUUUUUAUACUAUACUUUCUUUCAUUUUUUUGAGAUGAGUUUACUUUUAAUGCAUCGUUGGUACGUAGUUAUUUACUCUCUCCCUUUCUCUCAUCAAAAAAGUAUACCCUACAAUGCUUCAAUAUGAAUUGUCUGACAAUGUAGUUUUGAUAUUGAAAUAGCAGACUUUCUGCAAUAAUUUAUACAGAUUUUAAUUGUAAAUAAGUGUGUACUGAGAACAUGUAAAAUGUAUGUAAUUUUUUAAAGAUUGUGGGGGGUAGGGUUAAGCUGGAAGCAUGCACUCAAUUGAAAGAGAAAACUCCUAAGAAAGUUAUACACUGGAAAUACUUGCAGCUUUCAUUCCAGUCAGAAAUCACUUCUCAGUUGGUGUUUGAUAACUAAAGUAGAUUUAAGGUGCAGAAUAUAGAAAUUUUGAGAUGUGAUUUACUCAUACAUUGUCAGUAAACCUUUCAAAAGUACACGUUGUGAUUUUAGGAAUGUUUGGUAAGUAAGUAAUAAGGCGUUUGGUGGGAUCUUUAGGAUAAGAGAAAAGAAUUGUUUUACUGUGUUUCUACAGGGUGCGGCAACAUAUCUUCCUUUUUUCAAAAGGCAAUAAAACAAGAUGUAAAAAUCAGAAAGGUUUUAAUUUUGUCUCAUAAUGAUAGUACAUAUUUAAAGUUUUGUUUCACACAGUUUUGAAAAUUAUAUCAGGUGGGUGACGUCCCCCAUUGUCCAUACACUGCUUAAACCGAUUUCUGGUGUUUGUCAUGACCGUCACCAGCAGCGUAUCAGCGGGUAUAUUGGCAAUUUCUUCUCGGAUGUUGGCCUUCAAGUCUGGUAGGCUUCUCGGGCGGUUGACACAAACACGGGAUUUCAAAUAUCCCCACAAAUAAAAAUCAGAGGACGGAGCAACGGCUCACACUUCAAGGGCAUCGAUGGCUGUUUUGAGGGAACACUUUCCGGAGCGCCUCAUUUCAAUAAGGGGGCGAUUUGGAGUGGCCAGCCUGUUCCCCCGAUUUGUCCCCUUGUUAUUUUUAUUUGUGGGGAUAUUUGAAAUCCCGUGUUGAUGUCAACCGCCUGAGAAGCCUACCAGACUUGAAGGCCAACAUCCGAAAAGAAAUUGCCAAUAUACCUGCUGAUACGCUGGUGACGGUCAUGGCAAACACCAGAAAUCGGUUUAUGCAGUGUAUGGACAAUGGGGGACGUCACCUACCUGAUAUGAUUUUCAAAACUGUGUAAAACAAAACUUUAAAUAUGUACUAUCAUUAUGAAACAAAAUUAAAACCUUUCUGAUUUAUACAUCCUGUUUUAUUGCCUUUUGGAAAAAGGAAGUUGUGUUGCCGCACCCUGUAUUAAUUAGUUUUCAUGUGCAUUUCCAUUUUUCAAUUUUCAUUAUGGAAGGUAGCCCAAAGAAUUCUAAUUAAGGUAAGUUAUAUAGUUUAACCAUCUAAUAAAGAAUCAAAGUUUUUUGAGCAAGGAAAUAUUUGUAAGUUUUGUGAACCUAAAGAAAGAAAAUUCAGUGUUUUUAGGAAGAGGAUGUUGUUGAAAGGAUACUGGAUACAAUAAAAAAAAGCACUGUAUGGAAGUUUAAACACUAAUGGAAUGAAAGCUGUAUGUUAUUACAUUUUAGGUUUCAAAAGCAGAUCCCCUUAUAUCCAAAUUUAUGAUGCAUAAUUUUGUCAAUAUUUUUUUUAUGAUUUAUAUACGAUCUCAUGUGCAUUGUUGGUCUUUUUUUAUCAUUUAUCUGUUUUCGCUUGCAUUUCCUUUCAACUGCCUUUCAGCCUUACUUCUGAGAUUUGAAAAUCAUAUAUGAUUAUAUAGGCUAAGGGAUAGUUCAUAUUUCUUGUCUCAUAUAGCUGCCUUAAAGGAUAUUUUCUUGAAGAGGCCACAACCUGGAACUAAGUAAAGAAAUUUCAAAACAAGGUAGGAAGAGACCAACAGUUUGGAUGAGAAGUUCACUAAAGUGAUGCUACUGGGAAGGAAGGAUGUUACAAAAGUUUUUGAGUCUUCCUAUUCCUACACUGCAGUGCUAAAGGUUACAAGGUUAGCAGAUAGAAAUUUAUUAUUGUUAUUGUCAUUAUAAAGUCGUUUAACAAAACCAGCAAGUUACAUUGCCAAGGUAGAAGGGCUCGUUUCAAGGACUCCCAAGUGUAAGGUGAAAAUUGAAUACUGGUCAAGUUAGGGCAGUUGGAAAGCUAGGUGGGAAGAGAUCAUAGGUGAUAAGGGGAAAAUCAAAUGGCAAAAAGUAUGCAGCUGGAAAUCAAAGGGACAUUGCAAGAACCAAGCCAUUAUUUAGCAGUAGGCAACCAUGUCAUUGGCUGAUAGAGACCCAGUGCAUGCAUUGCAGAUACAUCACUGGAUUUGACACUUAUUUUUUUACUUUUAUGGAGAAUGUAACAUGUUCAGUUUACCAGACCUGAGCCUUACUUUUUACUGGGAAGUUUCAUUAUAGAAAAAGAAGGUAAUCUUUGCUGUGAUAUGCUACGUAAAGCAGCAAACUAUUAUUUAGAAAGAUCUUGUGGCCAGUUAUAUUGCUAUUGUGAACAACUUAAUUUUCAGUUUGUUGCAAUUAAAAUAAUGUAUUGUAUCAAGUAAUUACCAUAAUUGAAAUCAAGAAGCAAUUUAAAUUCGGUGUAAUGCAAACAUUUCAUAAAAAGUUUGGAAAUAAGGUUUAAAAGAAGUAGGAAUCUCACAGAAUUUAAUUAUCUUUUCUCUCAAAAAGCCAUGUGUACUACUUUAUUAUUUUUAUGAUGCUAGAUUGGCCAUAAUUACAAAAGUAUUGAAUUUAUUAAUUUGUAUCAUUCUCAUAUUAAAACUAAUCAUAUCAGACAGGUACCUCUUGGUAGGAUGGAUGUUGGUUAUCAAUUAAAAGCAAAUUAAAAACUAGUCAUUAUACAGUGCAAGAUUAUAAUAAAAAAAAGAGGAAGGGAAGAAAAGGCUUCAUUUCCACAAGAAAGGUGGAUGGAGAAUGUCCCAUGUUUCUAAUGACUACUAUUAUCCACACAGCUGAACAAAUGUGAAUUCUCUCCAUGGUUUUAUUGCUAACUGUGAUGUCUUUGAAAUUUUCUUUGUAUGAUGUCUUGUAAGUGAAGAAAAGCUUGUACUGUAUUAAAUUUAUUAGGCAGUCUGUAAUAUGGGUACCAGUGUUUGAAAGUUUUUAUAAAAGCAGAAUACAAUUGCUCGAUAAAAGACACAUUUAGUGAAUAAAUUUAGAUUGUAUUUUAUUGCCUUGACUAUGAGAACUGUAGAAAUCUAAACAAAUAUGAGACAUGUAAUUGGAGUAAUGAAAUUGUUGUAAAGCUGAUGGUAAAAUGUCAGUUACAAAAAAAAGGCUAAUCAUUUUAAAGUUUUUCUUCUUUUUUGUGGAGCCUAGUUGAUGGUUUCCUUUUACAAUAAUAAUGGUCUCUCUUACAGUAAUGAUGGUUAUCUUGAACUGAACAGUGCUGUGUAAAGUAAUAUCCAACUGUUAAUUUAGGUCAUAUAUGGUUAUUUAUAUAUUUAUGGAGGUGUAAUACUAGAAUUUUUGUUGUAGGUAAACUAAUAAAUUUAGUUUAAUAACUUGGUCCUGAGAGUACUUUAUAUCAUUAUUCAGGGUUUAAUUUAGGCAAAGCUAGUAUGAUUAAAAGGUAAAAAAAAAAGCUUUCUAAUCUCCCAUCCCAAGAAUCUAUUUGCAGUUUCAGUUCAACUAGUGUGUGUCUACUUCAUUGGGAAAAGUUGCCAUUUGAUUUAUUGUGGCAGAUAAAGGUUUCCAAUGAACCUGCAGACUCCGUUUUACAGAGGUUCAUGCCUAGUGUAGAGUUUAGCAACAGUGCUGGUUAGUUGUUCAGACUCGCAAAGGUAGUUUUAUUAUCAUGAAUAGAUGGGAGACACGUCUUGCCUUCAAAAAUAUCUCAAAUCCAUGCAAGUUGAAAGAGGAGAACUUCCUUUCUUUAUGAAAUAAUCACAUGAAACAAUAUUGAAGCAAGUUAUUAAACUAAAGAAUUCUUUAGUCAGAGAUAUUUCUAUAAGUGGCCAUUCACCAAUAUUUCCAAUUUGAGCCAAGAGAACCUUUUUGUCACUACAUAAAUGUAAACAUAAAGCCCCUUCCAGCAUUAAAACUUAUUUCUUCACAUUAUGUGUAAAGACUCCCUCACUGAAAGUAUCCCAUCUUCAAAAUGGUCUCACACUUGGAGCCCAUGGGUGUCUGAUAGAUAACCUACAUAAGGAGACCUGUGAAUGCAGAGCAACCUUUAUAGUGAAUCAUAUCUUUAUAGACUGUCCAACUUUCAAGCAACAUAUAGUACAGUAUCUGGAACAAAUCCUAGACAGAAAUUGUCACAGCUGUCUUUUUCAGUUUAUUCAAUCAUUAAAUUUUCCAUGAGUUGCUAUAUAUUAAAUAAGGUUUUAAUGUAUUUACUAAGAAUAACCAUUCUGGCUUGCCCUAGGUGACCUGGUACUAUGUAUAGUAUAGCUGUAAAUCAAAACAAUAACUUUAAUUAUGUACGCUCUCAGUCUCUUUGCAAGGUGCCUUCUAAAUAGGAAAAGUUAAACAAAAAUACUGAUUUUAUUAUUUUAAUAUGAUAAUAAUACAUACAUCAAAGAAAAGAUUUCCACAGUUACUAGGUUAGAUAUGUAAGACACUAAAAGUGCUGCGAGAUUAUUUUAUAAAAAAAGAUAGACAAAAGAAUAUCAACAUGAAAAUGGAAUAAUUCUCUCAGCAAAAACAGCACCAAAAUGAGGUUGGUAGAAAUCUGUGAAAGAAAGCAUAUUGAGUAGCGUGCUAAUGGGAAGGGAUGAAAAGAAAACAUGGUGAAAUAAUGUUCUAAAACAAUGAAAGAAGAAAAACUUAAAUCUCUGGCAGGGAAUAGAGGAUAGAGCCAUACAAGGUAUGAGGAAA